Molecule: messenger RNA, 1395 nt
Organism: Cladophialophora bantiana CBS 173.52
Lineage: Eukaryota; Fungi; Ascomycota; Eurotiomycetes; Chaetothyriales; Herpotrichiellaceae
Exons: 4
Coding region: 1-1395 (464 amino acids)
Molecular function (GO): hydrolase activity, acting on carbon-nitrogen (but not peptide) bonds
Source: RefSeq, a predicted model, not a curated record
AUGUCUCCCACCAUCGUCAGAAAUGCGCGUAUCUUCACGAGCGCAGACGACGCAGACGACCUUGUCGCCGGGUGUUUGGUUUUUCAGGAUGAUGGCUUGAUCCAAUAUGUGGGCCCAGAGGAGGGUUUGGAGAGCCACCGUCAGGCCAUCAUGCCUGCUUCUGGUAGUGGUGUCACAGAGAUUGACGUCGACAACCGCAUCGUGACCCCCGGCUUCAUCGACGGCCACGUCCACAUGUUGCAUUUCGGGCUGUCGCUCGGCAAGCUCGAUGCCUCGACCGCCGGACAGGCUCUGGCGAGCAUGCUGGACGAACUUGAUCCGCGGCCGAUCUACGUCGAAGCCUUGGAUCUGCAUUCGAUAUGGUGCAGCACCGCGGCAUUGGAUGAGCUGGGUGUUGCGUCCAUGGAAGAUCCGCCGGGAGGGACCAUCCAUCGGGACGGCAACGGGAGGCCAUCGGGUCUCCUGGACGAAGGGUCUCUUCCUUUGAUUGUGUGGCCGUACCUAACAAAAACCCUGACGGUGGAGCAGAAGCAAACUGCACUCCACCACGCAGUAUCUGCUUACACGCAGGCGGGAUACACCGGUGCCAUCGACAUGGCCAUGGACGAAGACGACGAGUCUGACCAGGAGAUCCAGACCACGCUUGACAAGGCCAUUGAGAUGCAUCACACCUUCCAUCCCUGUACGGCGGCCCUGAGCCAACCAUACGGCACAAAGCCAGAUCCCAUUGAACCCAUCUGGCCUGCGGAGAAGAUGGCAAAAAUCAUCCACCAGGCCGACGCCGCGGGCCUUCAGUGCGCCGUACACGCCAUUGGAGAUAAGGCCAUCACUCAGACAAUCGACGCCUUUGCAAGCCUAUCAAUGCCCUUCUCGCGCCGUCACCGCAUCGAGCACCUGGAACUUGCCUCCGAAAGCGACGUAAAAAGGCUGGGAAAGCUGGGGAUCGUGGCCUCCGUGCAGCCCGUCCACUCGUACCCAGCCCUUUUCAAGGCCUGGCCCUCACUGCUGGGCGCGCACCGCUGUCAACGCGCGUUUCCAUACGCAGAAUUCCUCGAAAGCGGCGCCCCGUUGGCGUUCAGGACUGAUGCCCCUACCGCAGCCCACCUUCCGCUCCCAAACCUAUACAACGCGACAACGAGGCGCUCUGCCAUUGAGCCCGAGUCGUCUGAGCGGACGAAUCCACAGUUCGCAGUGUCUCUGGCGGCGGCCGCGAAGGCGGCAACGGCUGGGACGGCGUAUUCACGCCACGCGGAGCGCUGGACGGGCAGUCUAAAGAAAGGCGCGAGCGCAGACUUUGUGGUCCUCGACACGGACUGGACGUCUGCUGGCUUGUUGAAGGCGAGAGUGAAGCAGACCUGGUUUCAGGGACGACAGGUGUUUGACGGAAAAGAUUGA